GACCCAGGACCGGCUCACCGGGUCGCUUGGUGGCUCAGUCUGUCUGUCCGUCCGCGGGUGCCAUCAUGGCGGACGCGGCCAGUCAGGUGCUCCUGGGCUCCGGUCUCACCAUCCUGUCCCAGCCGUUUAUGUACGUGAAAGUGCUCAUCCAGGUGGGUUACGAGCCUCUUCCUCCGACAAUAGGACGAAAUAUUUUUGGGCGGCAAGUGUGUCAGCUUCCUGGUCUCUUUAGUUAUGCUCAGCACAUUGCCAGUAUCGAUGGGAGGCGUGGGUUGUUCACAGGCUUAACUCCAAGACUGUGUUCGGGAGUCCUUGGAACUGUGGUCCAUGGUAAAGUUUUACAGCAUUACCAGGAGAGUGACAAGGGUGAGGAGUUAGGACCUGGAAAUGUACAGAAAGAAGUCUCAUCUUCCUUUGACCGCGUUAUCAAGGAGUGAUCACUCUGAGAUCUAUGGUACAGUUCAUUGGCAGAGAAUCCAAGUACUGUGGACUUUGUGAUUCCAUAGUAACCAUCUAUCGGGAAGAGGGCAUUCUAGGAUUUUUCGCGGGUCUUGUUCCUCGCCUUCUAGGUGACAUCCUUUCUUUGUGGCUGUGUAACUCACUGGCCUACCUCGUCAAUACCUAUGCACUGGACAGUGGGGUUUCUACUAUGAAUGAAAUGAAGAGUUAUUCUCAAGCUGUCACAGGAUUUUUUGCGAGUAUGUUGACCUAUCCCUUUGUGCUUGUCUCCAAUCUUAUGGCUGUCAACAACUGUGGUCUUGCUGGUGGAUGCCCUCCUUACUCCCCAAUAUAUACGUCUUGGAUAGAUUGUUGGUGCAUGCUACAAAAAGAGGGGAAUAUGAGCCGAGGAAAUAGCUUGUUUUUCCGGAAGGUCCCCUUUGGGAAGACUUAUUGUUGUGACCUGAAAAUGUUAAUUUGAAGAUGUGGGGCAGGGACAGUGACAUUUCUGUAGUCCCAGAUGCACAGAAUUAUGGGAGAGAAUGUUGAUUUCUAUACAGUGUGGCGCGCUUUUUUAAUAAUCAUUUAAUCUUGGGAAAAUUGAGGUGUUUGGUGUCUGCCUUUUUUGUUCUUUUCUCCAGCACAACAUAACUUACCACUGAUACUCCCCCUUUAGUUAUUCUGAAUUAGGAUAUUUUUGCUCCAAAUUCUUAUUUUACUUAACCAGAAGGGAAAAAAAAAGUUGUAUUUUCCUGAAGCUACAGGCACUUUGUCAUGUGAUUUUUGAGUCUCAAUUUAAGGCUUUGUAAAACGAAGAGUAGAAUUCCAAGAAGGAUGAGAAAUAAUUCUGUAAAACUUAACAAAAUCACUAAAUUAAACUAUAUGGGAGGUUA
Messenger RNA from Rhinopithecus roxellana (golden snub-nosed monkey), 1331 nucleotides. It is a transcript of the gene MTCH2, whose product is annotated as mitochondrial carrier 2. The transcript has 12 exons. The coding region runs from base 452 to 919 and encodes 155 amino acids. The record is from RefSeq and is a predicted model, not a curated record. Gene Ontology annotation, biological process: positive regulation of apoptotic process. NCBI's taxonomy places the organism in Eukaryota, Metazoa, Chordata, Mammalia, Primates, Cercopithecidae. Gene Ontology annotation, cellular component: membrane; mitochondrion.